GGCCAGGGAAAACAGCAAGCUCCUUUCUUUAUUAGGGUUUUAUUUGUAGUACAGUACAUCUCAACUAUUUGUGUUGUGUUUCAGAAUCCUCACCAGACCAUCAUUCACAUUUCUGCAGAGGUUGGUGAACAACUAAAGCAUCAUCAUGAGUGGGGACGCAGAAAUGGAGUGUUUCGGCCCGGCAGCCAUAUACCUCCGUAAGCCCGAAAAAGAGAGAAUUGAAGCCCAGACUACUCCCUUUGAUGCCAAGACAUCGUUCUUUGUGACGGAACCCCGCGAAAUGUACCUCAAAGGCAAACUGCUGAAAAGAGAGGGUGGUAAAGCCACCGUGGAAACGAUCUGUGGGAAGACUCUGACAGUCAAGGAGGACGAAAUCUUCCCCAUGAAUCCACCAAAGUAUGACAAGAUUGAGGACAUGGCCAUGAUGACCCACCUCAGCGAGCCUUCUGUGCUGUAUAACCUCAAAGAGCGCUAUGCAGCAUGGAUGAUCUAUACCUACUCCGGGUUGUUCUGCGUCACUGUGAACCCUUACAAGUGGCUCCCAGUGUACGACUCAAAGGUCGUAGCGGGAUACAGAGGCAAAAAGAGGAUUGAGGCUCCACCCCACAUCUUCUCCAUCUCUGAUAAUGCCUAUCAGUUCAUGCUCCAAGACCGGGAAAAUCAGUCAGUCCUCAUCACUGGAGAAUCGGGUGCAGGAAAGACUGUGAACACCAAACGUGUCAUCCAGUACUUUGCGACAAUCGCAGUGGCUGGAGGAAAGAAAGCAGAACAAUCUGCCAGCAAAAUGCAGGGAUCACUGGAAGAUCAAAUCAUUGCCGCUAAUCCCUUGCUGGAGGCUUAUGGUAAUGCCAAAACUGUGAGGAAUGACAACUCCUCCCGCUUUGGUAAAUUCAUCAGAAUUCACUUUGGCACGACGGGAAAGCUGGCUUCAGCAGAUAUUGAAACUUAUCUGCUGGAGAAGUCCCGUGUCACCUUCCAGCUGUCGGCUGAGAGGAGCUACCACAUCUUCUAUCAGCUCAUGACCGGCCACAAACCAGAGCUACUUGAGGCUCUUCUCAUCACCACCAACCCUUACGACUAUCCCAUGAUCAGUCAGGGAGAAAUUCUUGUAAAGAGCAUCAAUGACAUUGAGGAGUUUAUUGCUACUGAUACCGCCAUUGACAUCCUGGGCUUUACUGCUGAGGAGAAAGUCAGCAUGUACAAGCUGACUGGAGCUGUGAUGCAACAUGGUAACAUGAAGUUCAAGCAGAAGCAGCGUGAAGAGCAAGCUGAGCCAGACGGCACUGAGAUGGCUGAUAAAAUCUCCUACCUCAUGGGCCUGAACUCUGCUGACCUUCUGAAAGCUCUGUGCUACCCGAGGGUCAAAGUUGGAAACGAGUUUGUGACUAAGAGUCAGACUGUGCCUCAGGUAAACAACUCUGUCAGUGCCCUCUGCAAAUCUGUCUAUGAGAAAAUGUUCUUGUGGAUGGUGAUCAGAAUCAAUGAGAUGCUGGACACCAGGCAGCCCAGAAGCUACUUCAUCGGUGUCCUGGAUAUUGCUGGAUUUGAGAUUUUUGAUUACAACAGCUUGGAGCAGCUCUGCAUCAACUUCACCAAUGAGAAACUGCAACAGUUCUUCAACCACCACAUGUUUGUCCUGGAGCAAGAAGAGUACAAGAAAGAAGGAAUCGAAUGGGAGUUCAUUGAUUUUGGCAUGGACUUGGCUGCCUGCAUAGAGCUUAUAGAGAAGCCAAUGGGCAUUUUCUCCAUCCUUGAAGAGGAGUGCAUGUUCCCCAAGGCUUCAGACACAACCUUCAAGAACAAACUGUAUGACCAGCAUCUUGGUAAGAACAAGUCCUUCGAGAAGCCGAAGCCAACCAAAGGCAAGGCUGAGGCCCACUUCUCCUUGGUGCACUAUGCUGGCACUGUGGACUACAACAUUACCGGCUGGCUGGACAAGAACAAAGACCCCUUGAACGACUCAGUUGUUCAGCUCUACCAGAAGUCCUCCAUCAAGCUCCUGGUCUACCUGUAUGCAUCCCACGCCUUAGCAGAAGGUAGGAUGUACUAUUUUUUAGAAGGAAAACGUUUUACUAAUAACAUUGUAAUUGCACCGACAGCUGAGAGUGCAGGCGCAAAGAAAGGUGGCAAGAAGAAGGGGGGCUCCUUCCAAACGGUGUCUGCAUUGUUCAGAGAGAAUCUAGGCAAACUGAUGACAAACUUAAGGUGCACACAUCCUCACUUUGUGCGCUGCCUGAUUCCCAACGAAUCCAAAACGCCAGGUCUUAUGGAGAACUUCUUGGUCAUCCACCAGCUGCGUUGUAAUGGUGUGCUGGAAGGCAUCAGAAUCUGCAGGAAAGGUUUCCCCAGCAGAAUCCUCUAUGGUGACUUUAAGCAGAGAUACAAAGUAUUGAAUGCUAGCGUCAUCCCUGAGGGUCAGUUUAUUGAUAAUAAAAAGGCCUCAGAGAAACUACUGGGAUCCAUCAAUGUGGAUCACACACAGUACAAGUUUGGCCAUACCAAGGUAUUCUUCAAAGCCGGCCUACUGGGUACACUAGAAGAGAUGAGAGAUGAGAAACUGGCUGAGUUGGUCACAAUGACUCAGGCUCUGUGCAGAGGCUACCUUAUGAGACGAGAGUUUGUCAAGAUGAUGGAAAGGAGAGAAGCCAUUUACUCCAUCCAGUACAACAUCCGCUCAUUCAUGAAUGUUAAAACAUGGCCAUGGAUGAAGCUGUACUUCAAGAUUAAGCCUCUGCUAAAGAGUGCAGAGACUGAAAAGGAGAUGGCACAAAUGAAAGAAGACUUUGAAAAAACCAAGGAGGACCUUGUAAAGGCUUUGGCUAAGAAGAAAGAGCUGGAGGAAAAGAUGGUUUCUCUCCUGCAGGAGAAGAAUGACCUCACAUUGCAAGUGCAAUCUGAUGGUGAGAACCUUGCUGAUGCUGAAGAAAGGUGUGAGGGGCUAAUCAAAGCCAAAAUCCAGCUGGAGGCCAAACUGAAAGAGACAACAGAGAGGCUAGAGGAUGAGGAGGAAAUCAACGCUGAGUUGACAGCCAAAAAGAGGAAGCUGGAGGAUGAGUGCUCUGAGCUGAAGAAAGACAUUGAUGACUUGGAGCUUACUCUGGCUAAAGUAGAGAAAGAGAAACAUGCCACUGAGAACAAGGUAAAAAACCUGACAGAGGAGAUGGCCUCUCAAGAUGAGACCAUCGCCAAGUUGACUAAAGAAAAGAAAGCCCUCCAAGAGGCCCAUCAGCAGACCCUGGAUGAUCUUCAAGCAGAGGAAGACAAAGUCAACACUCUGACCAAGGCCAAGACAAAGCUGGAACAGCAAGUCGAUGAUCUUGAAGGAUCCCUGGAACAAGAAAAGAAGCUCCGUAUGGAUCUUGAACGAGCUAAAAGGAAGCUGGAAGGAGAUCUGAAGCUGGCUCAGGAAUCUCUAAUGGAUCUGGAAAAUGACAAGCAGCAGUCUGAUGAGAAAAUAAAGAAAAAGGACUUUGAGAUCAGCCAAAUACUGAGUAGGAUAGAGGAUGAGCAAACUCUAGGAAUUCAACUACAGAAAAAGAUAAAAGAACUUCAGGCUCGCAUUGAGGAGUUGGAGGAGGAGAUUGAAGCUGAGCGUGCUGCUCGGGCCAAGGUUGAGAAGCAGAGGUCUGAUCUCUCCAGGGAACUUGAGGAGAUCAGCGAGCGACUUGAAGAGGCCGGUGGGGCCACUUCUGCUCAGAUCGAGAUGAACAAGAAGCGUGAGGCUGAGUUCCAGAAGCUGCGUCGUGACCUGGAAGAGUCCACCCUGCAGCACGAGGCCACCGCUGCUGCUCUUCGCAAGAAGCAGGCUGACAGCGUGGCAGAACUUGGCGAGCAGAUUGACAACCUUCAGCGUGUCAAGCAGAAGCUGGAGAAGGAGAAGAGUGAAUACAAGAUGGAGAUUGACGACCUCAGCAGCAACAUGGAGUCCAUUGUUAAAUCAAAGAUCAACCUUGAAAAGAUGUGCAGGACAUUGGAGGAUCAACUGAGUGAGCUAAAGUCCAAGAAUGAUGAAAAUGUCCGUCAACUAAAUGACAUUAGCAUACAAAAAGCAAGAUUUCAGACUGAGAAUGGUGAAUUUACACGUCAGCUGGAGGAAAAAGAAGCCCUGGUGUCUCAGCUCACAAGAGGCAAGCAGGGUUACACCCAGCAGAUUGAAGAGCUCAAGAGACACAUUGAGGAGGAAGUUAAGGCAAAGAACGCCCUGGCCCACGCUGUCCAGUCUGCUCGUCAUGACUGUGACCUGCUCAGAGAGCAGUAUGAAGAGGAACAGGAGGCCAAGGCUGAGCUGCAGCGAUCCAUGUCCAAGGCCAACAGUGAGGUUGCUCAGUGGAGAACUAAAUACGAGACUGAUGCCAUUCAGCGCACUGAGGAGCUUGAGGAGGCAAAGAAAAAGCUUGCCCAGCGUCUCCAGGAUGCAGAGGAGUCCAUUGAGGCAGUGAACUCGAAGUGUGCCUCUCUGGAAAAGACCAAACAGAGGCUGCAGGGUGAAGUGGAAGAUCUGAUGAUCGACGUGGAGAGAGCCAACGCUCUGGCUGCCAACCUCGACAAAAAGCAGAGGAACUUUGACAAGGUUCUUGCCGAGUGGAAGCAGAAAUAUGAGGAAAGCCAGGCAGAGUUGGAAGGAGCGCUGAAGGAGGCCCGCUCACUCAGCACGGAAAUGUUCAAACUGAAGAAUUCCUAUGAGGAAGCUCUGGAUCACCUGGAGACCCUCAAGAGGGAGAACAAGAACCUGCAACAGGAGAUUUCUGAUCUAAGCGAGCAACUUGGAGAGACUGGAAAGACGAUCCAUGAGCUGGAGAAGGGAAAGAAGACGGUGGAAAGCGAGAAGUCUGAAAUUCAGACAGCUCUGGAAGAAGCAGAGGCUACUCUGGAGCACGAGGAGUCCAAGAUUCUUCGUGUUCAACUUGAACUAACUCAAGUCAAGAGUGAGAUCGACAGAAAGCUUGCAGAGAAAGAUGAGGAGAUAGAGCAGAUAAAGAGGAACAGUCAGCGUGUGAUUGAGUCCAUGCAGAGCACUUUAGAUGCUGAGGUCAGGAGCAGGAACGAUGCCCUGAGAAUUAAAAAGAAGAUGGAGGGAGACCUGAAUGAGAUGGAGAUUCAGCUGAGCCAUGCCAACCGGCAGGCAGCUGAAGCACAGAAACAACUGAGAAAUGUUCAGGGACAACUAAAGGAUGCCCAGCUUCAUCUCGAUGAAGCUCUCAGAGGUCAAGAGGACAUGAAGGAGCAGGUUGCCAUGGUGGAGCGCAGGAACAACCUGAUGCUGGCUGAGAUCGAAGAGCUGAGAGCUGCUCUGGAGCAGACAGAGAGAGGCCGCAAAGUGGCUGAACAGGAGUUGGUUGAUGCCAGUGAGCGUGUUGGUCUGCUUCACUCGCAGAAUACCAGCCUUAUCAACACCAAGAAGAAGCUGGAGACUGAUCUUGUCCAGAUCCAGGGUGAAGUGGAGGAUUCUGUGCAGGAAUCAAGAAAUGCUGAGGAAAAGGCCAAGAAGGCCAUCACUGAUGCUGCCAUGAUGGCAGAGGAGCUGAAGAAGGAACAGGACACCAGCGCUCAUUUGGAGAGGAUGAAAAAGAACCUGGAGAUAACUGUCAAAGAUCUGCAGCACCGCCUAGAUGAGGCUGAGAAUUUGGCCAUGAAGGGAGGCAAGAAACAGCUUCAGAAACUGGAGGCUCGGGUGCGGGAGCUUGAGGCCGAGGUGGAAGCUGAGCAGAGGAGAGGAUCAGAUGCCAUCAAAGGCAUUCGUAAAUAUGAGAGAAGAGUAAAGGAGCUCUCUUAUCAGACUGAGGAGGACAAGAAAAACGGCAGCAGACUCCAGGAUCUUGUAGACAAGCUGCAGCUGAAGGUUAAAGCCUACAAGAGGCAAUCUGAGGAGGCUGAGGAGCAGGCCAACACUCACAUGUCCAGGCUCAGGAAGGUCCAACAUGAGCUAGAAGAAGCUCAGGAGCGAGCUGACAUUGCAGAAUCCCAGGUCAACAAGCUGAGGGCCAAAAGUCGGGAAAUCGGAAAAACAAAAGAUGCCGAAGAAUGAGCUGCAACUUCACAGAGACCCAAAGAAAAUCAUAAAAUAUGAUUUUUUAUUGGAACGCUCUCACAAUACCGUGUAGAUGUACAUUAAAUAAAUAUAUUUGGAC
This is a messenger RNA of Nerophis lumbriciformis (worm pipefish), 6128 nucleotides long. The record is from RefSeq and is a predicted model, not a curated record. NCBI's taxonomy places the organism in Eukaryota, Metazoa, Chordata, Actinopteri, Syngnathiformes, Syngnathidae.